Molecule: messenger RNA, 654 nt
Organism: Purpureocillium lilacinum
Lineage: Eukaryota; Fungi; Ascomycota; Sordariomycetes; Hypocreales; Ophiocordycipitaceae
Source: RefSeq, a predicted model, not a curated record
AUGGCGAGACAAGGCUGGCAUAAACGCCGACCGACAGACGGGGGCAGGCAACGGCAACUUUGGUUUAGUAAACGGAGAUGGAAUAAAUGCGUGAUGAGGCAGAGCCACGAGGCGCUGAGGCUUUUGGCGUUCACGGCACUUGCAAGUGCAUGCAGGGCAAGUCGCGGGUUCCUGUCGCUCGCGGGGCAUAGUAGCACUCAAUCAGGUAGCUCUACCGCAGCCGCUGCGACUUGCCGCGUCUGGAGCGCCAGCCCAGUGGGCAGCCACCUCUGUCACCGCGCCCACAGGCACCACCAGCACCCUACGAGUAUGCAGCAGCACCAGCGACUGCGGCGGCGGCGGGCGGGACGGAGGCCCCACUCGGAGCCUCGGCCCUCGCGAAGAAAAAAGAGCGGGGCGGCGGGACCCUCUCUCCCACCCGCGUCCCGUGGACCCUCCAUUGUGCGGGAUUGUGGUUUGUGUGUGAGUUUUUUUGGUCCACGGAGCUUGACUCCUGAAAGCCCGCUGCGGACGGGGCCUUGCUGCCCGAAACCAGAGACGGCGCGAAACCCUCGCCAACAUUUUGGAAAAGGAAAAGGCAUGGGUGCGGACAGGCAGGCAGGCACCGCUUUUUACGCUCGCGCGCGUUUCCCUGUUGAAGGGUUGAUGGGUUGA